Molecule: messenger RNA, 4285 nt
Organism: Phyllopteryx taeniolatus (common seadragon)
Lineage: Eukaryota; Metazoa; Chordata; Actinopteri; Syngnathiformes; Syngnathidae
Gene: rps6kb1a
Product: ribosomal protein S6 kinase b, polypeptide 1a
Exons: 20
Coding region: 685-2250 (521 amino acids)
Biological process (GO): signal transduction; protein phosphorylation
Molecular function (GO): ATP binding; protein serine/threonine kinase activity
Source: RefSeq, a predicted model, not a curated record
CUUUUCUUGUCUUCCUUGUUUUGCUCACACUCUGAUAGCAUGUCCCUGCCAUGUGGUUGACUGUCCCUCUCUGUGGCCUCCGCAGUAGGUACUCUACGUGGAAAGGGAGAUGCAAUUGAGCUGGCCUGGGCAUCCUCUCCUUUGGGGCUUUUGGUUGGCACGCCGUCACUUCAGCUCGCUUGAAACAGAUGGAAGUCGCUCCUAAAACCAUCAAAGAAGAAGAAAAGUGCCACCAAACACCACCGAGACAAGAAUGGUGGAUUUUCUUUGCAACUGCAAAUAUGAGUGAAGACACACCCCUUCGCGACAGACUCGAAGCCAGACACUUGGACAUCUGCUGCAAAGUGGCCAUCGAUGGACGAGACCAGGGGGCCACUCGACUACAGAAGAUUUUCUCAAAUGAAAAAAUUUGACUCACCGUCACUGUGAGUCUGACAGAAAGAGGGUCUUCCUCUGACUCAAAACUAUUUCCACGAGCGGAUUCACUCCUACAAUGCGUUUCGCCACUUUCCACAAAGCAUGGGCGCACAGGAAGACAGGACGAUGGGAACGGCACCACUUCAUUGGAACGCCGAUAUCUGUGCGUGAUCUCAUCCGGUGUCAGUCAGUCUGGAAGUGUUUUUGUGGGACAAUAGAAUUAACCGGAAACAGGAAUGGGGUGAAUAUGGUGACUUCAUAUGCUGUAUGACAUCCUUGGGAAUGCAACGGCUUGGGUCACUCAAGAAAUGGAUUGUGAUCAUCACAUUAUGGAGUGGUCAACCUUCUGCUCAAACGGGCGAGAUCGGUGAAUAUAUGGACCAAUGCAGUGACUUUGACUUCAACAUAGAUGACUGCGAGAAGUUUGAGAUUUCCGAGAACAGCGUGAACAAGGGAACUGAGCAGAUCAGGCCUGAGUGCUUUGAGCUGCUGAAGGUUCUGGGAAAGGGGGGCUACGGAAAGGUUUUUCAGGUUCGGAAGGUAUCAGGUGCCACCUCCGGGAAGAUAUUUGCAAUGAAAGUUUUGAAAAAGGCCAUGAUUGUUCGCAACGCAAAGGACACAGCGCACACCAAAGCCGAGAGGAACAUUCUGGAAGAAGUGAAGCAUCCUUUCAUAGUGGAUCUUAUAUAUGCCUUCCAGACAGGAGGAAAGUUGUACCUCAUCCUGGAGUAUCUCAGCGGUGGGGAGCUUUUUAUGCAACUGGAGAGAGAAGGCAUCUUUAUGGAAGACACAGCCUGUUUUUACUUGGCUGAAAUUUCAAUGGCACUGGGUCACUUGCACCAGAAAGGCAUCAUCUACAGAGACCUGAAGCCUGAAAACAUCAUGCUCAACAACAACGGGCAUGUGAAGUUGACGGACUUUGGCCUGUGUAAAGAGUCCAUCCACGAUGGGACGGUCACCCACACCUUCUGCGGUACCAUCGAGUACAUGUGCGUCUUGAGCAUCUCACCAUGCAGGCUAAGGACCAAGCGGGCUCCAGAGAUCCUCAUGAGGAGCGGACAUAACAGGGCAGUGGACUGGUGGAGCCUGGGGGCUCUCAUGUACGACAUGCUGACAGGAGCACCUCCUUUCACUGGCGAAAAUCGUAAGAAGACCAUCGACAAAAUUCUAAAAUGCAAACUCAGCCUUCCACCUUACCUCACUCAAGAAGCCAGGGACCUCCUCAAAAAGCUUUUAAAGCGAAGUGCCUCGGUGCGACUUGGGGCAGGCCCAAAUGACGCUGCGGAGGUCCAGGCACACCCUUUCUUCCGCCAUACCAACUGGGAGGAGCUCCUAGCACGCCGAGUGGAGCCUCCAUUCAAACCUUUCCUGCAAUCGGCCGAUGACGUCAGCCAGUUUGACUCCAAGUUCACCAGCCAGCCUCCGGUGGACAGCCCGGACGACUCCAUGCUCAGCGAGAGCGCCAAUCAAGUCUUCCUGGGUUUCACAUAUGUGGCUCCGUCGGUCCUGGAAAACGUCAAGGAGAAGUUCUCGUUCGAGCCAAAGGUCCGCUCGCCUCGCAAGUUCCCCGGAAGCCCGAGGACGCCUGUGAGCCCGGUGAAGUUCGCACGGGGCGACUGUUGGCCACGGGGACCCUCCGCGGAACAACCCAUGGAGGUGUCCACAAUGGAGCAAAUGGACACGAGCAGCAGCAGCAGCGGCGCAUCGGAAGCCUCGGCAGCCUCGGCGCCGCUUCCCAUCAGGCGGCUGUCCAGCACGAGCGCGCCGCUCUACAAAAAACAAGCCUACCCGAUGAACUCCAAACGACCGGAACACCUCCGGAUGAACCUAUGACGCUCAGACACUUCCUUUUGCUUCUUGUCCUCUUGGACAAAUAAUUGGGCCGUCACUGUUAACGUCAUCACCAGCUCUUCCGUCUCUUGGUCUCUCUCCAAAAUCUUCAGCGGUGCUUUUGGGGAGAGUCACCGACCGCUUUGCUUAUUGGCCGUUGGUUUGGUUUCACGGUGCUCUUCUUUCCUCAACUUCGGACUGUUUUGCUAUCCACAAUGAACAUGGGGUGAAAAAAGUCACACUGUUCACCUUUCACUUUGUGUUGAAUGUAAAAAGACUCUAAAAGUAUGAAAUGCCGUAGAGGCCAAAAAUAACAUUUACCUCUCACAUAAACCCCAAAAAACUCAGAAAAAACUGCAGCAUUCCAAAAAAAAAUCACACUCACCAAAAAUCUCUCAUGAACACCACAAAACCUCUCAUUCUCCUGAAGAAAACUCAUAUAAAACCAAGAAACCUCUCACACUAACCAAAACUAUUUUCAUACAUUAAACCUUAGUCACACCAAAACCCUCUCACAUUCACACAAAAAAAACCCACCAAAAUAACUAAAAAAGCUUAGUCACACCAAAAACCCUCUCACAUUCGCUAAAAAAAAAAAACUCAUACGCACUAAAAUUCUCUCUCUCACACACACAAAAAAAAUCGGGAAAGGACUUUUGGUGAAUAAGACAUAACUUUUAUGAUGUUUGAGUUUUGGGGGAAUUUUUGGGCACGUGUGAGAGGUUUUUUGGUGUGAGUGAGAGGUACAGUGGCGUAAGAAAGUGUUUGCCCCCUUCCUGAUAUCUGAUUUCUCACACAUUAAAGGUUUCCCAUCACCAAACAGAUUAAACUAUUAGUCAACGACAACACGAGUAAACACAAAAAGCAGGAAAGGGGCAUUCACCUUUUUAUUUUGGUGAGGGUGAGAGGUUUUCUGGAGUGUGCAAGAGCAUUUUUGAUAUGUGAGGUUUUUUUUGGGUGCACAUGACAGGUAUUUUGAUGAGUGUGAGAGGAAACUUACUAUUGACCUACAGUAUUUGGCACCUCAAAUUAAAGCCUUUACAUUUCUACAUUGAAUGUUGAAUGUCAGUUCAGAAUGACAUGAAUCUUGAGUCUUUGUGGACUCAAACCAACAUUAAUACUCGGUUGAGUGUAAAACCUUUAACUGCUGCUGUACGAGCCUCUGGAUUGAAGCCACUGAAUGCGUUUUAUUUUAUUUUUUGUGACGCUUAUUAAUGAGUUUUUGAACGGCUCGAAUCAUGUCCUCUGAAACGUGGGAACCAAAAUCUCUUGUUUCAGUGAACCAAAUGCUUUAUACUUUCUCUAAAAGGUUUCAAACGAUGGAUCGGUGUUAAAUUUUCUUCCAUCAGCAUUGUUAAAGCAUCAACUUUUAAUUUGUUCGCGUGCUCAUUUUAGGGCCAUUGGCUCACACUAUGCAAACUACUUUGUAUUUAUUGUCUCGUCUUAUACAGACAGCAUUAGAGUAAUUUCAAAAGAAACUGUAAUGAUAUACAUGCUCAUUAUGAUUUUAUUCACACAAAAUUGGUCAAACAGCACCGAGAAAUGCAGCUUUUUCUUUUUAUAGUCAGCGGCUCACAUCUUCCAGUAUUUAACUUUGUGUGGCAUUCUAUUCUCUAUUUUUUUUUUUUUAUUAUUUUAUUUUCAAGUAUAUAAUGUAUAUUACUGUUCUCACCUGAAACUUGAACUUUUUGCUAUGCUGGAAGAAACGAGCAGCAUACAAAAGCAGUGUGGAUGAAACCGUGUGCGUGCGCGCGCUUGUUUUUAGUUGCAUUUACUAGUUAGCGAUUGAUGUGAAGUGAUUUUGUUUUUUUUAUUUUUGGUUCAGGAUCACUAGUAUCUGAUUACAUGCAAUGUCCAAAAAUGUAAGCCUCCAUGGAGAUGUUUGGCAAACUAUCCUCUAUGUUGAGAAUUGCUUUUAAUCACUGUUGGGCAGUGAGAAGAAAUGAGUCUGUAAAGUUAGUGAAUGUUACAUCUGCUUCUGAUGUUUUUUUUAAAUUUUUUUUAAGUAUGUUAGCUUGUCAAUAAUAAUGAAAUGUCA